UCUGACCAGACACAGUUGGAAUCUAAAAUUGCAGAAAUGGUGAAGCAGAUGUCUUCCCAAUCUGGUCGACCGUGGGGCUAUUUAAUAUCCCUUCUAUUCAACUCCUUGUGUCUGGUUAUAAUUGGAAAACAGGGGCAACUGCUAAAAAAUAGCAGAAAUUCAGAUAAUUUGCAAGGUCUCGGGUGGAGCAGAAAAGCUGCGGAGGAAGCAGAGGCGGCAUCACAGUACUCUUGCUCUGGUCAUGGAUACGUCUUUGUUGAUACUUUCCACUGGAACCAAGACGGAACUCCCACCUGCGAAUGCAAUGAGUGUUAUAUGGGACUGAAUUGCUCCCAAAUUGAUCCCGAUUGUGUGUCCAACGCAGAUAGUGGGGAUCCUGGUUUUCUGGAGCCAUUCUGGAUCGCAAAUGCAGAAGUGGGAGCAACUGUUAUACCUGCGUGGUAUCGGAUGAGCUAUAUAAUAAACGACGUCCAGAAAUCAGUGGUGUCCCCUGAAUUAGAGAAACAGAUUCAUGACAUUCAUGCUCUCGUAGGCAACGCCGUUACAGAAGGAAGAUAUAUUGUGCUCAAAAUAGGCUCCAUGCACCUCAUCAAUGCCGUAGUUAACAGCCUUGUAGAAAUUCUAUUGCACCUUUCACCCAGACAUUCUUUAAAUCCAGCACAAGUAGUAGCAGCUUCGCCCUUUUACGGAGGCUACGGGGUGCAGACGGAAUUAUUUGACUCCGGGGAUAAUAUUUGGACGGGAGACGGAAGGGCUUGGACAGAACGAACAGAAUCCUUGAAUUCAACGACAUUCAUUGAAUUCGUAACAUCUCCAAACAAUCCAGACACUCUUCUGGAUGAGGCAGUUUUGGAAGGCAAGAACGUAAAGACAGUUUACGAUCAUGCCUAUUACUGGCCUCACUUCACUGCAAUCUCUCGCCCGGCGGACGAGGAUAUAAUGCUUUUCACACUCUCCAAACUUACCGGACACGCAGGCAGCAGGCUCGGAUGGGCAAUUAUCAAAGACUACGAUGUAUACCAGAAGAUUUACAAAUACGUCGCCACCAGUACCUUCGGUGUAUCUCAUGAUACACAGUUAAGAGCAACGACAUUACUAAAAGCAGUGAUAAGUGGUUACAGACACAUUCGAAGCAGAACUGAAGCUAUUGACAGUGAAUCAAAGCAGAUGAUUUUCCACUACGCUUACUCUGUCAUGAGAAGGCGAUGGGAGAGACUCGAGAGGAUUUUAAACAUGUCUGAUCGAUUCUCACUUCAGAAUGUUGGACCUCUUUACUGUAACUUUUUCAGAAAGGUUACUGGCCCCUCACCUGCAUACGCGUGGGUGAAGUGUGAGAAGGAGGAAGAGGAAGAAGAUUGUGCAGCGGUGUUGGAGAAGGCGGGAAUCAUUGGUCGAGGCGCUGAAGCAUUUGGGGCAGAUAAGCGAUAUGUUCGUUUGAGCUUGCUGAGGCGAGAUGAUGCGUUUGCCGUGUUAGAGCGUCGUCUUCAAUCUCUUAUUUGCUACAACAAUCACUGUGAAGACAUAUUCUCCUCCAACCAGACAGAUUCAUGGGCACAAUUUUAGUUUUGUAGUCAUAUGACGUGUACUGUAAAUUGGAAAAUUGCACGGGACAUGACAGCAAUCCUGAUUGCUGCAACGAUGUAUUGUAAAUUUAAAAACAGGGCAGGACAUAACAGCAACAACCGUAUAUAAAUUAUAUAAUGGUAUUUUAAAUGAGAAUCGCCUAAAACGACGUGAAAUUUCAAUUUAAUAUAAACAAAUUAAAAAGACUUAAAAUUUCUGUUGUAGGCUAUA
Molecule: messenger RNA, 1794 nt
Organism: Cryptomeria japonica (Japanese cedar)
Lineage: Eukaryota; Viridiplantae; Streptophyta; Pinopsida; Cupressales; Cupressaceae
Product: tryptophan aminotransferase-related protein 3-like
Exons: 6
Coding region: 37-1563 (508 amino acids)
Biological process (GO): amino acid metabolic process
Molecular function (GO): transaminase activity; carbon-sulfur lyase activity
Source: RefSeq, a predicted model, not a curated record